AUGGAAAAUAAUGAUAUUACUGUUGGUCGACGAAAUUUGUCAACAUCGUCAUGUACAUGUCAUCGUCCAAGUCCAUACAAUGAAAAUCAGCUCUGGUCAUUACAAAAGGCAUUUUUAUAUAGUUUUAAUCUAUUUAUAGAUAAAACAUACACCUUGUCGCAUUGGUCAUAUGGCCUAACUUCAGUUGGUUCAUCAUUAACACAUGCACAGCGUACAAAAAUGAUAAAUUAUGCUAAAUCUGACGUGAUGGCGGUGACCUAUCUCAUCAGGCCAAUUACUGAACAAUGGUCGUUUGCAAGAACAAAAGAAUCAAGCAUUGAAGAAAUGUUUAUUACAUUUCAAUCAACACGACCACCACCAUUACAUCAACCAAAAUCGAAAAAGAAGAUAAAAAACAUUAAUGUUCAAAAAUUGUCGAAAAUAUUUUCAUCAAUUAAGGAUUCUGAUUAUGAAUUAAUAUCAUCAGAUGAAGAAAUUUAUUUAAAUCAAUUGAUAGAACCAGUUGUAAACGUCCAUCCUCCUGAAGAUCAAAUUAAUAAUGAUGAUAUUGUACAAGAUGCUAUUCGAGAUUUAGAUGAUGAUGUUGAAUUACAAAUUGAAGUACCAACAACUGAUGUUAUAGUGAAUGAUCAUAAUGAUGCUGAAGCGAUGAGUGUUAACGAGGAGAUUAAUCCACCUGAACAUCAACAACAACGAGUUAAGAAAAAAAGAUCACUUGAAGCUAAACAAAAGAAAAAUCGAAACAGGAACGUGCAAUUACGAUCAACUCGAUUUAAAAAUUAUUUCACCCGACCAUAUUAUUAUAAAUUCAAAUCAAAAACCAUCAAAAAAGUUCUUCAUCAUUAUGGUGUACAAUUUCGACACACCAAAUUUUCAUAUGAUCAAGUGGUUAUUGGUGUUAAAACUGAUAAAGCCCGACGUUGCAAUAAAUUUUGGGACGGAUCCACAACUAUCAAAGAACGCAAUGGAUUAUAUAUGCAGCUUGAAAUCAUGUGCUAUAAUUGUAAAUCUCGCAGUCGUUUAUAUUUAUCACCGAAAAUGCCAGCUGGUGGACAUCAUGAGAUUAAUAUUCGGUUAGGUAUUGGUGGUACUCUAUGUGGAUUAGAUCGUACUGGAAUCAUGAAUUUGCUAGAUGCUUUAAAUCUACCAUCACCGAUUCAGAAACACAAGUACCGUGAAACACAAGAAUUUAUUUUGAACUAUGUUGAAAAAGCUCAAGAACAAUCAAUGAUUACUGCUGUUGAAGAGGCUGUCGUUGAAGCUGAUGGUGUACGAGAUUUAGUAGCAAGCGGUGAUGGUGCAUGGCUUACUCAGGGACACUCUAGUCUGCAUGGAAUCGCUACUUUAUGUUCAACAACAGCCAAUCGAAAAGUUAUAGAUACUAAUUGGUGUUCUGAAACAUGGACUAAAACAUCAGGUGCAAAGAAAAAAGAAAUGAUUCAUGAAAUGUUUUGCCGAUUCUUAUCAAUAUAUAAAAUUAAAUAUACUUCAUAUAUUGGAGAUGGUGAUGCUAAAGUUCAUAGUUUUCUAACAAGUAAUCCUCCAUAUCCUGGUGUUACUAUAAAAGAACUUGAAGAUACAAAUCACAUUGCAAAACGGAUGUUGAGUCGCAUCAAAAAGAUCAAGCAAGAGAAUGGGAAAGUAACAAACAGACGUAAGAAAAGAACAACUGCUGCUGCUAAUAAUUCUUGCAUUGAAAGCGAUGAUGAAAUGUUAUUCAUGCUUAAUGAUAAAAAUUCUGUUGAUAUUACUCAAGAUUUAAUAGGAUUGGAACUAACAGAUGAUGAUACAAAUACUGACUAUGAACCUGGAGAAGAUGAUUAA
This is a messenger RNA of Rotaria sp. Silwood1, 1824 nucleotides long. Lineage: Eukaryota; Metazoa; Rotifera; Eurotatoria; Philodinida; Philodinidae. The record is from the annotation of a GenBank genome assembly.